Molecule: messenger RNA, 909 nt
Organism: Adineta steineri
Lineage: Eukaryota; Metazoa; Rotifera; Eurotatoria; Adinetida; Adinetidae
Source: the annotation of a GenBank genome assembly
AUGAUGGGACAUAUAUUAUGGCCCGAUCAAUACAAAUUACAACAUUUAGUCAUCGAUAGUUGUAUCUAUGGCGAAUACCUUGAUAUUCUUCAAAAAUUACCCUAUUUACAAACACUCGUCAUGCGAAAUUGUACUAUCGAUGAUACACAUAGUACACUAUUAUUAUUAUCUAAAUUCAAAACUCUUUCUUCAUUAAUAUCACUAACCAUUAGUAAUUGCUCAUUUAGUCUAAAAAAUCUUACAUUACUACUUUCACCAAUACCUACACUUCUUCAUCUCAAACUGAUUUCUCAUCGAGGAAUACUUGAUUCAUUUUUUCAUGGUUCUCGUUUAGAAGAAUUAAUUCGAGCAAAAGCACCGACACUAGUUCGAUUUGAAUUUUUUCUCUCGUAUAACUAUCAAGAAAACGAUCGAUUCAUCAGUCUUGAAUCUUUAAUGGAUCCUUUUCGUACACCUUUCUGGCUUAAUGAUAAACGAUGGUUUGUAACAUGUGCUUAUGUUCCGAAAGGAUCUACCAUCUGGCUCCAUACAACACCAAUUAGAGAUUGUGGGAUCGAAAGAUUAGUGAGAUGUGAGGUAUCAUGGAUAGACAACCAAUGCCGUCUGACACAACGAUCAAUUGAUGAAAUAAUUGAUAAUACUGAUGAUGUGACACUCACGACAUUCGGUCUCUACUACAAUCAAAUCGGCGAUAGUGGGGCACAAUAUUUAGUUGAUAUUCUACAACAAAAUACAACACUUAGUAUACUAAAUCUCAAGGAUAAUCAAAUUGGACAUGAAGGAGCAAAACGUCUUGCUGAAGCUCUACGAACGAACACAACAAUCAAGGAGAUUCAGCUUUGGAAUAAUGCUAUCUUAUCAUCAAUAUUGGAUCAAUUGAAAAAACUUGACAGUCGUCUUAAAUUUUAA